Ictidomys tridecemlineatus (thirteen-lined ground squirrel) is the source of this 5521-nucleotide messenger RNA. RefSeq names its product DIX domain containing 1 (gene Dixdc1). The record is from RefSeq and is a predicted model, not a curated record. Gene Ontology annotation, cellular component: cytosol. NCBI's taxonomy places the organism in Eukaryota, Metazoa, Chordata, Mammalia, Rodentia, Sciuridae. Gene Ontology annotation, biological process: canonical Wnt signaling pathway. Gene Ontology annotation, molecular function: protein binding.
CGCCGGGCCUGGGGCGGUCUGCCUGCAGCCCCUUCAUCCAGUGCGCGCCCAGCUGUUUCUAUAGGAACCACGGCGGCGCCGGCGCCCCUCUGGCAGAGGCCCCCGCGUGAGCAUGCCCAGUGCAAACCUCUAGUUUGGCUCCGGGUCUAGGUUUCCAGUAAGUGGCAUGCGGGACUCCAGAGAGAUCCCAAUGAGCUGAGCUGAGAGCCUUUGUGUGCAGAGGGAGGAGGCGGCGGCGGCGGCGGCGGCGGCGACAGCCGCCCGGCUGGAGACCCCGCCCGGGGAGCCCCCGGCAGGAACAAUGCUAGCCUGCCUGACCCGUGGGAACUUACUGGACGUCCUGCAGGAGGGCUUCAAUGAGCAACAGCUCCAGGCCUAUGUGGCCUGGGUGAAUGCACAGCUGAAGAAGAGGCCAUCAGUGAGGCCUGUGCAGGACCUGCGACAGGAUCUCCGCGAUGGGGUGAUCCUGGCAUAUCUCAUCGAAAUUGUUGCAGGAGAAAAGCUGAGUGGGGUACAGUUGAGUCCAAGUAACCAACAAGAGAUGAAGAAUAAUGUGGAGAAAGUACUACAGUUUGUGGCCUCCAAAAAGAUUCGUAUGCAUCAGACUUCAGCUAAAGAUAUUGUGGAAGGAAACCUGAAGUCCAUCAUGAGGCUGGUCCUUGCGUUGGCAGCUCAUUUCAAACCUGGCUCUAGCAGGAUGGUGAGCCAAGGACAGGACUCCAGAGCCCCUCUACAGAGUCACCAGCCACAUUGUGCCACUGCCGUGGCUCAAGGAGCAGCUGCUGCUUUAGCUGAUGUGUGCCAUGACAUGUCACGAUCAGGACGAGAUGUCUUCAGAUACAGACAGAGGAACAGUAGCAUGGAUGAGGAGAUUGAGAAUCCAUACUGGAGUGUGCGCGCCCUGGUGCAGCAGUAUGAAGGACAGCAAAGGUCUCCUUCUGAGUCGAGCUGCUCCAGCCUGACUUCACCCAGUCCAAUUCACAGUGCAAAGAGUGAGUCCAUUAUAACACAGUCGGAGGAGAAGGCAGAUUUUGUGAUUAUUCCCUCUGAAGGAAUAGAGAACAGAACAGAGGAGAUAGACUCUCCAUUAUCCCGAGACUGGCGACCUGGGAGCCCUAGAACCUAUCUGGAGACCUCAUGGGAAGAACAGCUGUUGGAACAACAAGAACAUUUAGAAAAAGAAAUGGAGGAAGCAAAGAAAAUGAUAUCAGGACUACAGGCCUUGUUGCUCAAUGGAUCCUUACCUGAAGAUGAACAGGAAAGGCCUUUGGCCCUCUGUGAGCCAGGAGCCAAUCCGGAGGAACAACUGGUUAUAAUUCAAAGCCGUUUGGAUCAGAGUAUGGUGGAGAAUCAGGACCUAAAGAAAGAGCUGCUGAAAUGUAAACAAGAAGCCAGAAACUUACAGGGUAUAAAGGAUGCCUUGCAACAGAGAUUGACUCAGCAGGACACAGCUGUUCUUCAGCUCAAACAAGAACUACUGAGGGCAAAUAUGGACAAAGAUGAGCUUCAGAACCAGAAUGUGGAUCUGCAGAGGAAGCUGGAUGAGAGGAACCGGCUCUUGGGAGAAUAUAAAAAAGAGCUGGGGCAGAAGGAUCGCCUCCUUCAACAGCACCAGGUCAAGCUGGAAGAAGCACUCCGAAAACUCUCAGAUGCCAGUCAUCAGCAGGUGGAUCUAGAACGGGAACUAGAACACAAAGAUGUCCUUUUGGCUCACUGUAUGAAAAGAGAGGUAGAUGAGGUAACCAACUACAACAGUCACAAUUCUCAAAGCAAUGGUUUUCUCCUUCCAACAGCAGGAAAAGGAGCUGCUUCCAUCACCCACAGAGGGACCAGUGACUUGCAGCUUGUUCGAGAUGCUCUCCGCAGCCUGCGAAACAGCUUCAGUGGCCAUGAUCCUCAGCACCACACCAUUGACAGCCUGGAGCAGGGCAUCUCCAGCCUAAUGGAGCGCCUCCACGUCAUGGAGACACAGAAGAAACAAGAAAGGAAGGUUUGGAGCAAGUCACCCAGAAUGCAAGCAGGUAGUGAAUACCGGGAAUCCUGGCCCCCUAAUUCAAAAUUGCCUCACUCACAGAGUUCUCCAGCUGUGAGCAGCACCUGUACAAAAGUGCUCUAUUUCACUGACCGGUCACUUACACCCUUCAUGGUCAAUAUACCAAAGAGGUUGGGAGAAGUGACUUUGAAGGAUUUUAAAGCAGCUAUUGAUCGGGAAGGGAAUCAUCGGUAUCACUUCAAAGCAUUGGAUCCUGAGUUUGGCACUGUCAAAGAGGAGGUUUUUCAUGAUGAUGAUGCCAUCCCUGGAUGGGAAGGGAAAAUUGUAGCCUGGGUGGAAGAAGACCAUGGAGAGAAUUAAUGCUGAGUAUUGGAACCUGGUCACUCCUGGCUGCUUCACUCAGGAAAGGGGACUUAAACCAGAGUACAUUAAGAAGUUUCUAAUUUGUGCUGCCAAAACAGAAGCUUCUCCAAGUAUGAUGGUUAUCUGCUAGACCUGUUUCUGUGCCUGGCAUGUCUGGUACUUAAAAUCCCUGUCCAUAUGUGGACCAUGGGUUCAUCUGGAGUUCCUUGUCCAUGGGAAGUGUUUUGUUCACUCUGAGGAUAACAAACCGAAGGCCUUAACCAAUGGGGAUGGAUGAUCCCGCUCCUGUAGGGGCAUGGCUGCUAUUAUCUGGAACCUAGGAAUUGGAUGCAUUACUCCGGUGUGUUACAGUAUUUUAAUUGGCCUCAAUGGUUGCAGCAAUCAGAGUCCCAGCAUUGUACUCACAGACAAGGCAAAGGUACCAACUUUUCUGCUUCUUUGCAGAUACCACAAACCAAGAAUAACUCGUGAGGUGGUACCAAAGAUGAAAGCCCAUUCUUCAAUAAUUGUUUGAACUGAACAUGGAUGGUGCUGAAUUUUUGAUUGGAUGGAAAAAGGGCUGCCCCAUAUUGUGCUAUUCUAUUCUGAAACCAUAAUUAAGACCUUGGGCUGCCUCUUCUGGUCUUAUCUGGUUCUGCAUCUUGUCAUUCAGCCCACAUAGGGCAUAUUUCAUGUACUGCUAGUUUUCUCUGGGGACUCUUAAACUUUAGAGCCAUUUAUUUUUCUUCCAACAGAUGAACUUUGUUUUUGAAAAGAAUAAGGAGUGAAAGGCUCCUUAAAAAUCCAGGCGGGUAUGGAAAGGUGCUGCUACCCAUAUCUUCUUAACUUUGUCUCAUGACUUUCUUUAACUCAUAACAUCUUCUUUGCAGUUAAGAGGAGACAGACCAUUAAUUUCAGUGUUUCUUUGUGAUUUAUGCGUAUUGAACACGAAUUACUGGUCUGCCCCUCAUUUCAAAGCUGGAGUUAUUUUCUACUAUACAUUUAGUCUAGGCUGAUCCUCUAGGGCAUAAUAGAAACCAUGGGGCAUGGAGCAUGAGUUGUAAAUGGGAAAGUUGAUUCAGGGUGAAGAAACCUAGAAUCAUUUCGCAUGUGCAACACUGUCAAGUGUAGAAGCUACAAGUGUUCAAUUUUCAGAGUUUAUUUAACAACCUGAAUUUUCUCAUUCAUCCACCAGUACCAUCAACCACUCAGCCAUUAUUCAUAUAUAUAUAUAUGUAUAUAUAUACACAUAUAUAUAUAUGUAUAUUAAAUACACACACACACAAACUUCCAAAAGCAGUCUGGACCACCAAUGUACACUGCCAAAUAGAAGAGUAGGACAGAUCUCAGUUCUGGGUUCUUGAACCUAUCUGUGUCCAAUUCAUCUCCCCUUUUCAGCCACUUGAACAGACUACUCUUGGAACUCUUGAAAUAACAUCUUGUUUUAUAUAGAUGUGUCUUUUAAAAAUAGUUCAUGUUUGGAGAAUUCUUUUGUACUCAUUUGCUUUUUGUCUGAGAACCAUGUCUAUUUUUAUAACUCAAGUGUGAGUUCUAUAUACUCUCACAUUCUGUAUACUGUGUCGCAUUUUCUAGAGAACCCAGUAGCUUUUAUACAGUCUCUUCUUACACCUCUGUGGUUUCAGAACAAACUUUAUUUUAUUACAAUUACACUAAUGGCCACUAAUUCCUGUCUGAUUCUACUUGCUAUUUUAGUUAUGGAGGUAGUUCUAUGUAAUCCAGUUUAUUACUCUUCUAGCAGAUAGAGUUCAAAAGGCAUCAGGUGUCUUUGAGUAAGUUUACCUGGUCUUCUAUUAAAGAAUGAUUUUUUUUUCGUCAGAAAUAACUGGGAAAGUUUGGGAAAGCCAGCCAUAGCAUUAUGAAAUUAAACAGAAUUAAACAUUAUGAAAGCAAACAGAAGAAAACAGUAUAUUUUCAGGUUUUUUUUCCUCCUCCCCCAAGAAGUCUGGAAAAAGUUCUUAUGUCACCAGUUUCUCUGUUGCAUGAAUUUUAGUGUUUUGCUCUAUGACAGCAUGAGGGUUAUCAGGCCAAAAGUUUGUUACUGUAUUUACAGUAAAUUUAUCUUGAAUGUCUGUCUCUUAAAUCAGUUUUUUCUUUCAGUGAACAGUCUUAUCAUUAUGUGGAUUUUUAACUUUUCAGGAAAAUUAAAUCAGAAAAAUUUCAGUUCUCUACUUUUGUGUUUUAUCUCUUUUUUGAAAAGGAGCUACAUGGCCUUCAUCCCUCCAUAAAGAGUGUAAUUUGAAUUCAGGGGAGAACACAAAAGAUAACUUCCCAACUUUUAGCUCAUGUACCAUGGAUAAUGACUAAGCAUCCUACUGGAGGACAUCACUUUCAUAACUGUGUGAAUUGUUGUAAUCAUUCUGGUUUCUAAAGUGAGAGGAGCUUCUGAGCAGGUAUAGGCAUUGAUUCAUUGUAUUUCAAUAGACUUCUAUUUGGCGGCAUUCUAGGGUCCUUGUGACUUAUGUAUAGUGUUGUCCUCUACUGCUACUGGGAUAGACCAUCCCACUACUGCUAAAGUUCUCUUUCCGUGAGAAAAAGUAAAGAACUAGAAUGUUUAUAGAGUUCAUAAUUUCUAAACUGUGUUUGGUUAAAAACAAAACUAGUGGAGAACUCAGUUCUUUAAAAAAAAAAAUCAUUUAAAAACUGAAGACUGGUUCUCGGUUCAUUCCCUAAAUUAGCUGGGAUUAGAACACUUCACAAUUUGUACCUAAAGAAUUUGGUUUUAAUACACUUGGUAAUGGUAAUCCUACUUAUGAACUUUUCAGCUCUUUUUGACUGAGAUGGUUGUAAGGGAAAAUAUCUUUAUGUUCUACAUUCAAUCUAAGAGGACUAUACUUAAAAGCAUUUGUUCAUAAUUAAAAUUAUUUUCAUUUUUUUCCAUUAAAUAAGUAUUAUGAUUGCACACUCCUUCAAUUGUCUGAAUUUAUGUAAGAGGUAUAGCUUGCUUAAAAUGCAUAUAUAUGUAAAAUUAUAUUUUCUUAGAAACGUGGACGUUUGCAACCAUUGCUUUCAAAGAGAUUAUUAUUGUGUAUUCUCCAUUUUACAGUGUUUUCAUGAAAACUAUGUUAUACCAGCAGCUUCUGAUUAUUAAUAACCAGUUUUAACUGCCUGUACCAGAUUUGUGAAUUAAAACACACAGAGAGAAUAAAAUGGAGUUUGCAAACAAAA